Messenger RNA from Drosophila montana, 789 nucleotides. RefSeq names its product angiopoietin-related protein 7-like. The coding region runs from base 1 to 789 and encodes 262 amino acids. The record is from RefSeq and is a predicted model, not a curated record. Lineage: Eukaryota; Metazoa; Arthropoda; Insecta; Diptera; Drosophilidae. The transcript is spliced from 2 exons.
AUGAAGGAGGAAAUUGAAAGAAAUAACAAUAAAGUUGAAGGCAAAGACAGAGAAAUCAAGCAACUGCAGGAAAAGCUGAACCAACGUAAUGAAUUGGUCAUCGAGGAACUGAGAGCUCAGAAUGAAUUCUACAUACAGAUUAUUAAAGAGUUAACGAAGAACGUUUUAUCCAUAAAAGAGGAAAUGGGUAAACUCACUUCCAAUGCCUUAAAAAGCCAGGACUAUGAAGAGCAGCUGGAGAAACAAAAGAAGUCAAUUGAUCAAAAUGAUCAACAAAUAUCCGAACUGAAAAACGAAAUCAACAUUUGUGCCAAGAAACUAAAAACCGGCAAAGAGAAGCCCGUUAACAGUGAAUGCACCGUCUUUGCUGAUGCUCCGGGUAUUCAUACUCCGGAUAAAGAAGAUCCAUUCGAUGUACUUUGUGAUAGCGCGACAGCAGGUCCCGGCUGGACGGUUAUCCAGCAGCAAAUCAAUGGCAAAGAGGAUUUCUAUAGGGAUUGGGCCACAUACCGUGAAGGUUAUGGUAGCUUUGAUAAUGACUUCUUCUUAGGACUUGAGAAAAUUCAUCGCUUGACGAGCGCCCAGCCCCAUGAGCUCUACAUACAUAUGGAAGGAUUUGAUGAUGUCGUCCAAUACUAUAGUUAUAAACAAUUUGCUAUCGCUGGCGAGGACGAUCAAUACAGACUGAUCACAUUGAACAAAGGCAACGGCUACGGCAACGGCAACGGCAACGGCAACGAGAAGAGCCAUAGCAAUGGCUCAGCCAGCAGGAGCAGCGCAACCCGGUGA